AUGGAGGGCAGUAAAGUAGUUAUCAACAUUGUUGAAAGUAGUAGAGAGAACGGCAGCUCCAGCGAUGGUCGCCCGCCGAUUCCCAACCCUCUCGCCGCUGCCGCCGCCUACCAACACUGCCUGAGCUCUGGAAGCACACCGUCGCCGUGUUCAAAGUCUCUCCUUCGACACCCGUCUCUGGUGAAGACCAGGUCCUCCAAUAUUUCCGCUGAACCAAGACUGAAUCGAGAUGAUAGUGAGAUUGAUUUCAUUCCGACACUUCGUUCUGGUGCAUGGUCAGACAUUGGUAUCCGCCCCUGCAUGGAGGAUGUCUAUGUUUGUGCUGACAAUCUGAUUCUUGAUUAUGGGGUUAAGAAAUCCAACGAAGGACCUAAUGCAUUCUAUGGGGUUUUUGAUGGACAUGGAGGAAAGCAUGCCGCUGACUUUGCAUGUUACCAUUUGCCAAGGUUCAUUGUUAAGGAUGAAGAUUUCCCUAGGGAGAUUGAGAGAGUUAUUGCAUCAGCAUUUCUGCAAACGGAUACUGCUUUUGCAGAAGCUUGUUCAUUAGAUGCUGAUCUUGCUUCUGGUACCACUGCUUUGGCAGUUGUUGUAGUUGGAAGCUCACUAGUGGUGGCAAAUGCUGGAGAUUGCAGAGCAGUACUAUGUCGUCGUGGUAAAGCAAUUGAGAUGUCAAGGGAUCACAAACCUGUUUGUUCGAGAGAAAGAAGGCGUAUAGAAGCAUCUGGAGGAUACAUUUAUGAUGGAUAUCUCAAUGGACAGUUAAAUGUUGCUCGUGCUUUAGGAGAUUGGCACAUGGAAGGAUUGAAAUGCGUGGAUGGUGGACCACUUAGUGCAGAGCCUGAAUUAAUGAGCACAAAACUAACACCAGAAGACGAGUUCCUCAUCUUAGGCUGUGAUGGUGUAUGGGAAGUUUUCAUGAGUCAAAAUGCUGUUGACUUUGCCCGUCGAAGAUUACAAGAACACAACGAUCCAGUGAAGUGUAGUGAGGAUCUCGUUAAUGAGGCUUUGAAGAGAAAGAGUGGAGACAAUUUAGCUGUGGUUGUAGUGUGUUUUCAACAACAACCGCCUCCAAACUUGGUAGCUCCUCGCGGACGGGUACACAGGAGCAUUUCAGCCGAAGGUUUGAAGGAGUUACGAAGCUUCUUGGAUAGCCUAGAAAAUUGA
Fraxinus pennsylvanica is the source of this 1164-nucleotide messenger RNA. NCBI's taxonomy places the organism in Eukaryota, Viridiplantae, Streptophyta, Magnoliopsida, Lamiales, Oleaceae. The record is from the annotation of a GenBank genome assembly.